This is a messenger RNA of Carica papaya (papaya), 1199 nucleotides long. NCBI's taxonomy places the organism in Eukaryota, Viridiplantae, Streptophyta, Magnoliopsida, Brassicales, Caricaceae. The record is from RefSeq and is a predicted model, not a curated record.
UGUUUCGCCUUCCUGGUUUCUUCAAGCUCCUCGAUGGAAGACGGGGAAAGACGGCCUAGGGUUUCUUCUCUGAGGACAGAGGGCAGGUACACAUGAAACGAGGUCGAGGCUUCGCGAAAGAAUAGGGGUAUUCAAAUCAGAGGCAAUCCGAGGGUAUAAAGAAGGAAGAGAACACGGGCUUGAAGGGGUGUUUAUCAGAAAAGAAGAAGAGGGAUAGAAAGGAAAAAGAACGAGAGAGAGAGAGAGAGAACUAGAGAACUAGAGGAGUCGAGCAGUGAAAAAGAAAGAGAGCAGUUCAUCAGUAGCUGAAGGAAAACAGAGAGGGACGAGGAGGGCGUUAAGAAAAGGAAAAGGGAAGAGCUCGAAAUUGAAAGAAAACAAGGUGAUAGAAUAGUGGCUGAAGCGAAGAGAUAGCAGAAGAGGAGUCAACCACCGAAGGAGGAAGUUGGUACUGGUGUUCACAUACUGUUACUGGCUUCUGUCUUGUCUAGAGUGUAAAGACGCAAAGAGUAUGGAAGGGGACUUAAAGAGAUAUUGAUCCGAUUGAGUCCAGUUCAGUCUGAAUCUAUCUUGAAAUACCAAAAGCAAAAAGGGCAAAGCAAAACUUAAGCGGCAUCGUUCUUACACUCACCGGAAAAUUCUCUGGCUGUAAUUGGUAUUAUGGUGGAAGGAGAAGACUAUUGUGGCCUUUCUUGAUCACAAAGCACAACAUCCUCUUCUCCAGCCUUGAAAUUGGAAAACUUUUGCACCUCUAUGAUGAAAACAAAACCCUGACUCCACAACAUGUCUUUCAUUGACGAAUUCGAAGCCAAUCUGGAAUCACUGCCCCAUAUUCUGCAGAAGAAAUAUGCGUUGCUACGUGAUCUAGAUAAAAGUUUACAAGAAAUUCAGAGACAAAACGAACAGCGGUGUGAACAAGAAAUAGAGGAUAUAAGAAAAGGUGUUAGGGCUGGAAAUAUUACACCAAAUACCUCAUUAAUUAGAUUUUCAGAUGAUGCACUUGACGAGCAAAAGCAUAGCAUCAGGAUUGCUGAUGAAAAAGUUGCAUUGGCUAUUCAGGCAUAUGAUUUGGUGGAUACACACAUACAACAACUUGAUCGAUAUUUGAAAAAAUCUGAUGAAGAGCUACGGCGUGGUACCAUACUCAGUUAUUACAUCUUCUUUGUCUUUGUCUAGUGCAUAUUUGGUUGGAAUUUUCC